AUGAGUGACAUUCCCCCUAAGGGAGUCAUCCUGCCAGACCUUCCUAAUGAGAUCAUGCUUGGGAUAUUUCAUCGUUGUGAUGCAAGAACGCUUUUAAGUGUUCGAUCAACAUGCCGCUAUUGGAGAAACAAACUUAACUCCUAUGAGUUCAUAACAGAAAUGGGAACAAGAUGGAAAAGCAAUGGUUGCUCCCUCUUUGCACAUUUCGGAUUCUCAUCUAGGUGGGCUACUCCCCUAGAUUGGAUGAUGAAAAUUAAUGCAUGGAGUGGUCAAACCUCUGCAUUCCAAUUUCCAUUUUUGUUAACACAAGAGGGAUGGUUUCACAUUAUUGGUGUUCAGAAUGGUAUAUUUUGUAUACGUUAUUGUUCUAUGGGGAAAAGAACCUUUAUACUUACUUGGAACCCAACAACUAGGAAGUCUAGCAUCAUGAAUGAUCCUGGAAAACAUUAUUGUGAUGAUUGUGCUUUUUUUUUCUCAUUUGUUUACUAUCCCAGGUCCGUUAAUUAUGCAAUUGUCCACCUAUUCAAGGAAAAGCCCGAAAGUCCUGGAUGGACAUUAACAAUGUCUACAAAUUUAGUCAGGGGUUGGAAUGUGUCGCUCACAUGUCCACCCUACGUUGAUAGACUGGAUCCUGAUUACGUUUCCCUUGAUGGUGUUAUUUAUUGGGUAAGUUGCUUACUUCAUGAGGAGGAUGUUGACCCUCCAUGUAUUGUAUCAUUCUCUGUAGUAACAUUUACUUUUCAUAAAUAUUCCCUCCCAACUGAAGCUCAUGCCCAUUGCCAUAAUCUGUUGAUCCGAAAUGAUAAGCUCUGUCUGGCUACAAAUAAUCAUGAUGAUCAGUCAUAUAGCUCUACCAUUUGGCAAGCUGAUGCUAUCAAUGAUGAUAUUAUUUGGAGCAAGCUAUAUACGUUUAAUGGUAUUGGAGUUCCUUACAUACCUGCACUAUUUGUUGAUGAUAACCUUUUACACAUCAUGGAAAGGCAUCUACCAAUGCUGGAUAUGGAUGGUAUGAAGUCGACUUAUUUCCAUAUUCUCAAGUACAACGAAACAAAUCACACAAGGAAAACAGUUCGGUGGAUCCAAUAUGACAGCUACGUGAAAAUGAAAUCAAUCCAUAAGUUCAACGAAAGUUUCUUCCCAGUCUAA
This is a messenger RNA of Arachis stenosperma, 1146 nucleotides long. RefSeq lists its product as uncharacterized. Bases 1 to 1146 code for a protein of 381 amino acids. The transcript has a single exon. Gene Ontology annotation, molecular function: protein binding. NCBI's taxonomy places the organism in Eukaryota, Viridiplantae, Streptophyta, Magnoliopsida, Fabales, Fabaceae. The record is from RefSeq and is a predicted model, not a curated record.